AUGCCACCAGUAACGCCAGCCAUUUGGUCCGAUAAAAAUGCCAACACUUUUGGUCCAGUUUGUCCUCAACGACUUCCGAAUUUACGAAACGAAACAUUAGCAUUGCAAAAAAUGACUAAAGGGAGGCUAAAAAUUCUGACAAAAUGGCAGGAAAUGCUUAAAAAUCAAAGCGAAGAUUGUUUGUAUCUGAAUAUUUACACGCCAUUCAGCACCAACAAUAAGGGACUCAUUCGUUUUCCUGUAUUGGUAUUUAUUCAUGGUGAAUCUUAUGAUUGGAAUGCUGGUUCUGUUUAUGAUGGAUCAAUAUUGGCCAGUCAUUCCAACAUUGUCGUAGUAACAAUCAAUUUUCGCCUCGGCAUUUUAGGUUUUUUUCCUUCAUUGGGAGGUACGGCUAGGGGCAAUUUCGGACUAAUGGACCAAGUUGCAGCAUUACAUUGGAUUCAAGAAAAUAUUCGCGAAUUCAACGGUGAUGAAAGAAAUGUCACUAUAAUCGGUUACGGACAUGGUGCAGCUUGCAUUAAUUUUUUAAUGCUUUCGCCAAUGGCUAGAGGCCUUUUUCAUCGUGCUAUAAUGAUUAGUGGUUCGGCCUUGUCACCUUGGGCAAUAGCGUCGGAUUCAAUUUUUCAUGCCAAAAAUUUUGCCAAAGUUUUAGGUUGUUUAGAGAAUCCUAAAAUGGAAAAAGAUGUUCUAGAAUGUUUACGACAUAAAACUGUGCAAGAAAUAUUAUCAAUCGAUCUGAAAAUACCGACACAUUUGACGGCUUUUGGACCGAUUAUUGAUGGUAUCGUCAUACCUAAUGACCCUCAAGUGUUAAUGUCGAAACCAAAUUCUAUAUUUGGAAGUUAUGAAUUAUUAUUCGGUGUAGUCAAAACUGAAUCAUAUAAUUUAUUUUCCAUGUAUGAUGAAAGGCAUGGCAUCGAUCUAUCUCGACGAGAUCGUUUAUUACGAACAUUGAUUCGAAACUUAUUCAAUUAUCAUCUUCAAGAAAUAUUUUUAACUAUAGUCAAUGAAUACACUGAUUGGACUCGUCCAUUUUUACAUCCGAUCAGUUUAUUCGAUUCAUUGAUUGAUAUAUUUAGUGAUGCAUUGAUUGUGGCACCAACAAUUCGUACGGGCCUUCUUCAUUCAAAACAACAAUCACAUAGAACAUACUUUUUUACAUUCUCACAUCAAACAGACAAUAGCGAUUAUCCAAUACGUUUGGGUUGUAUACACGGACAGGAUAUGGCCUAUUUAUUGGGAGCACCAUUAGUUAAUGGCAUACAAUUUUCUUGGUUUCCAAAAAAUUAUUCACGUUUCGAAAUGACUUUAGCCAAGAUUUAUAUGAAUUAUUUGGCUAAUUUCAUCAAAACUGGUGAUCCAAAUAAAAAUGUAACAAACAUGUAUGAUCAUUAUAAUGUUAGCAGACAGCGCGAAUCAUGGCCAUUGUAUGAAGAAAUACAGCAGAAAUAUAUUUCAUUCGAUAACAAAAUAAGUAUUCAAGAUCAUUAUCUUGCUCAUCGUUUAUCAUAUUGGUUCAAUUUAUUACCACAAUUACAUAAACCAGGUGAUGCUGAUUUAAAAGUUCAUCAUUUAUUAGAGUCACACAAUAAUAUUCAAACCUAUGAUGGAAUAAUUCGUUAUGGAACCUUAUCGGCACCAGUUUCUUUCAAUACAUAUUUUAGUUCUGAAAAUCUUUAUCCACAAAAUCAUUCUUCAACUUUUCAGUUAUUUGGAACUAAUAAUCAUCCAAUUACACCGUUAUUAUCGGAAAACAGUAUUCCGGAUAGUCAACAAGGAUUUAUGUUAAAUAAUAGGAAAAUUAUAUUAAAUGAUUCUGAUAGCAUAAAUAAUAAUCCCAGUCAAGAAGGUAGUGCCUUAGAUUUGGUACAUAAUAUAGCUGCUACAAAUGCAUCAUUCUCGAUGAUCGUACAAUCCAAUAAUCUUUAUACAUGGCUAAGUCUGAUAAUAGCCAUUGGCUGCUCAUUGCUUAUAUUGAAUGUUCUUGUUUUUGCCGGAUUCUAUUAUCAUAAAGAUCGUAAUCGUUUGGAAACAAAAUUAAAUCGACACAAACAGGAACAACCAUCACGUAAUAAAAAGCUCAAUACUUCGAAAGGAUUUAGUAUUAAUAAUCCGAACAAUAAUAAUAAUAUUCCAUUGUAUAGAAUCAAUUCAAUUACCGAUGAUUAUAAUAAACAGGCCACAUGAAUCACGAAUCUUUUUUGCAUCAUUUAUCAAGUUAUAUUUCAGGAAAUUCCCUAAUGUAUUUAGAGAAUCGAACAUUUUUUUUUCUUCACACUAUAAUAAUCCAUAUAUGUACCUAUUAUGUGCCUUUAGAGAAGGAUAUAAUAUAUCCGUUAAAAUUUUCAAAAUAAAACAAAAAGACUUUAUUUGAAAAA
Molecule: messenger RNA, 2378 nt
Organism: Dermatophagoides farinae (American house dust mite)
Lineage: Eukaryota; Metazoa; Arthropoda; Arachnida; Sarcoptiformes; Pyroglyphidae
Product: neuroligin-4, Y-linked-like
Source: RefSeq, a predicted model, not a curated record